Molecule: messenger RNA, 3295 nt
Organism: Hyposmocoma kahamanoa
Lineage: Eukaryota; Metazoa; Arthropoda; Insecta; Lepidoptera; Cosmopterigidae
Product: integrin alpha-PS3-like
Exons: 24
Coding region: 239-3031 (930 amino acids)
Biological process (GO): integrin-mediated signaling pathway; cell adhesion mediated by integrin; cell-cell adhesion
Cellular component (GO): integrin complex; external side of plasma membrane
Molecular function (GO): integrin binding
Source: RefSeq, a predicted model, not a curated record
CUGGUUGUUGGCGUUUCUACAUCUUGCCAGUUCUAUUUAUGGCGAAGAAACCAGUUUCUACCACAAUCUAUCCAAACAACGGUUCUCCGUAGAUGGUUUGAACCACAGCUCUUUGUUCGGAUAUAGUACCUCCUAUCUACACUAUAAGACACAAAAAAGUCUAAUAGUUGGCUGUCCAAAAUGUAACGAUAAAGGCAAUGUAUUCAAGUGUAAUAUAGAGAAAAACACUUGCUCGGAUAUGCCUUUUGACGCAGAUGAUCUGAAACGAGAAUCAUUCGAAGGCGGGGAGUCCGUAGAUUUUUGGCUAGGUGCGACUGUACGGGUGGGAUCUGACUUUGUUUUGGCCUGUGCUCCUCGUUACACUCAUAAAUCCGGCGACCCUUUAAAGACUAGCGGGGGAACGUUCGGCCGCUGCUUCAUGUUAAACCUUAAGAACGAGUCCACCGAGUUUGUGAAGGUAUCAUCUGUCACUUUUGAGGAGAAAAGGAAAUACGCCAACCUGUUGUACCACGCGGGAAAAGACGACAAUAUCUCAAUUGAAGAAGAAAUGGAUUCUUUUGGAUGGAGCGUUCACAUUGCAGAUGAGGGCAAAGUUAUAGUUGGUGGACCCGCAAUGGCUAAUGGCCGAGCUAUGUUUUAUAAGACGCUCGACAAUCCCGCACUGAUCAAAAUAACGCUAAAGGACUCUCAGUUUAAUUUUGGUUACAGUAUUACGUCAGGACGCUUCAAAGCUGAUAAUAAUGCUAUAUACGCAAUAAGUAGUCCGUACGGAACUGAUGGAAUAGGAGUGGUAAUGUUCUUCGACAGUAAAGGAAAACCAAUUCGCAAUUUUAAGAGUAUAAAACAUAACAAGGUAGGAGCUUUAUUCGGAGCGGCAUUAUGUAGUGCCAAGUUAGAAGCCACCCGUGACGCUCUCCUGGUGGGUGCACCGGUUUCCACGGUUGACAGAUCUGGAUCUUACGACGUCGGUGCUGUUUAUGUGUAUACUUUCAGAAUACAGAAUGAAAGUAGUAUAUCUAAGAUACUAGAAGCAAGCGAAAGGAGAGUACUGAAGGGCUACAAAAAUGGCGGCUACUUCGGCAGCGCAAUUGCCAGUGUAGGGGAUUUGACCGGUGACAAUUUUGAUGAAAUCGCGAUCGCAGCACCAUACGAAAACGAAGGUCGCGGAGUAGUUUAUCUGUACUCUGGCGGUGAGCUACUGAAGGAACUGACGGAAGUACCCUGGCUUCAGAGGCUCGAGGGAGAUACUCCGGAUGAGUACUUUGGCCUCAGUCUCUCUCCGUUACAGGACUAUGACGAAAAUGGAUGCAAUGAACUUGCAAUUGGUUCACCUGGUAAUAACAGGGUAACCCUUCUAAGGUGUAUGGCGUCAGUCGCGAUCGAAAUUGAAGCCGAAAUUCCUGAUUUGACGGCGCAAACACAAGAGGUGCUUACAAAGAACACUUCUUUUAUGUUCAAAACCUGCCUUAAAGUGAUUCGAUCAGAAAAACCCAAUAUUAUAGAAAGCACUAUUUUAGUCAAUGUUACGUUAAAUCAUCCUCAUGUUAGAAUGAGAAACGAAUCCGUCGACACUGCAAUAUACACUUUUGAUGUUAAUCUGAGAACUCGACCAUCUGAAGACAAAUACUGCAACAAUAUUUUUGUUUCUGUUCCUUCUGAAGGGGAUUACGAUAAACCAAUAGAAUUCCACAUAUCGGCCAAGCUGUUGCAAGACCCUUUUAACAGAACGACGUUCAAUCCAAGACUAGUGGUUUUGGAUAAGAAAAAGAGUCGGUCGCAAGUCAAUGUCAGCAAAAUGUUCAAUUAUGCAUCUGCGCUGAACUAUACUGUUUUUACUAGUUUAAGCCAGGAUUAUCUAAUUGGAUCAACGGACAAAGAAACGGUAAAUAUCACAGUAACAAACAAUGGCAACACGGCGUACAAGCCAAGCUUGCGCGUGCAUCUUUCAGGAGUCGGUGUUUAUGAAAAAUCAAGUACAUGUCAGGCACCUGACGGCCAUAUGAUGGUGUGCUCACUGCCCGAUGUGAUAAAGAGGGGUGGAAAUUGGACUGUAGACAUAACAUUAAACGUGACGAUGCUCACUACCGAUAGCAAAUCAAUAACAUUGGAAGUUGAGUUGUUCAACCAUGGCGUCAAAGUCAGCAACAGUACCUACAUGAUUAUCAAUUUGAGACAUGACUCCAUCAUAAAACUCACAGGAUCAGAGUCAAAUUUUAGUAUAGAUAAAGAACAAUUCAUCAAAUCUGGAAAGUCCAACAUACAGCACGAUUAUGCGAUUAUAAACUUAGGUUCCAACAGACAGAACUUAAUAUGUGUGGUCACUCUACAACCGGACACAAUAACUUUGGUGUCUAUUGGAGAUCAAGAAUGUAUCAUAAUGGUAGAUACGGCAGAGUGCAUAAUAACAUGGCUUCGGAAGAAUGAGCAAAUAAUCGUAAAUGUUGUUAUAGAUGUUCCCCCUAAAUCACCAUUAAUAAAUAAAAUCGUGGAUGGCAAGAGUAACAUAACUACAAGCCUCUCUCUUUAUUAUGAUAAUACAAAGAAAUCUGUAAGCUUAACUACAUCCGUGACUCUAAUAAGCAUUGCGGUACCAACAUGGAUCAUCAUAGUUGCAGUUCUGGUCGCUCUUCUGGUUAUUGUUGUACUAGCAUGGGCUCUACAUGAAUGCGGUUGCUUGAGAAGAAAGAACAAAGAAGAAUUAAAGAAACUAAAACAGGACAUUAAAAGACAAACUACGAGACGAUCAAUACGCCUGCGCGAGAGUAUGAUCGAAGUAAUAGCCAAUCAACAAGCGACAGAUGACCAAAAACCGCUCGUUGGUCUCUCGGACGAUAAAAAAACAGCGAGCUGUGAGGAACUCGACUUAAGACUAAAUCUUUCUGUAAAUGAGAUAAAUGAAGAAAUCGCUAAACUUGAGGCGGAAAAGAAUUGCAACGAAACAAACGCGUCAAACGAUCAGUUAACAAAGCCCGGUGACGCUAAAAACAGGAAGGACGUUAAGCGGUUACUAGGCCCAAAAGUUAUUUUUUGAUUUGUUACUUAGACUUAAAGUUGACUUAGACUUUCUUGCUCAUUCUUCUUAGGAGAAUCUGCCCUACGAAAGAGCAGUAGAGUUUAAUCAGUAUGACGUUUUCAAGUGUAAUUUACUUACCUAUGAAAAAAAAGUUAUUUCACUUUGACUCUAACUAAUCAUUAUUUAAUUUUUUUAUGUAUUCAAUAUGUGUUUUGAAUAAAUUAUUCUUUUUUUUAAUCAUUUUUAAAAGAUACUUUGAUAUUGUACUUAAUAUUGAAUGCA